AUGGCUUCGCCAUCGCCGCCUCGAGGCCGUUCACCAGCGCGCUCUGCCACUCCUCCGUCUGCACGACAGGUACCGUCAGGCCACUACAGUCGUUCGCCUGCUGGUCGCCGAUCCCCUUCCCCAAGAUCAGGCUCGCGUUCAUAUUCGAGAUCACCACCCUCAAGAGAUGGGCGUAAUGGUCAUGCGCGAGGCAGAAGUACCAGUGCCAGUUCUUCUCGGAGUCGAAGUCCAAGUCGAGGGGACAGAAGAUCAUAUCGCAAUCGCAGCUACACACGAAGCCCGAGCAGAGAGAGCCGUCGAGCUCAGAGUUCCAAGAUCGUGGUGGAGAAGUUGACAAAGAACGUUACGGAGGCACACCUGCGCGAAAUCUUUGGAUCCUACGGCCGCAUCGAAUCAAUAGACCUCCCACUGAACAAACAGUUCAUGACAAACCGAGGAACGGCCUACAUCCUCUACGAUCAUCCGUCUGGAUCGGAAGCUGCAAUAGCGCACAUGCACGAAGCACAACUGGACGGCAUGGUUAUAUCGCAAGGUCGUCGAGACCAGGUCCACCACCUCCAAGCUACAAACCUCCUCCCAGGGGACCACCUGGAGCACGAUACCAGAGUCCCCCACCAAGAAGAGGAGGUUUCGGAGGAGGUAGAAGACGCCCGGACGACGACAGUUACAUGCCACGAGCAACAUAUUCCAGGUCGCCUUCACCACCUAGACGCCGAAGGCGGACACCCUCGUAUUCGAGAUCGCCUUCGAGAAGCCCUCCGCGGCGCCGCCAACCGCCAGGUCGAAGCCCCCCACGGAGAAGGCGAAGGAGUCCAAGCUACAGCUCUAGGAGCAGUUAUAGUCGGAGCCCAAGCCGGUCGAGAAGUCGUUCCUGGAGUCGACCUCGAUACAGAGGGCGGAGAUGAAGCUGAGAUGCCUCUUUGGGGUGGCACGCAAUACCCCAAGAGGGCCUAG
Exophiala spinifera is the source of this 954-nucleotide messenger RNA. RefSeq lists its product as uncharacterized. The transcript is spliced from 3 exons. Gene Ontology annotation, cellular component: ASAP complex; cytoplasm; nucleoplasm. Lineage: Eukaryota; Fungi; Ascomycota; Eurotiomycetes; Chaetothyriales; Herpotrichiellaceae. The record is from RefSeq and is a predicted model, not a curated record. Gene Ontology annotation, biological process: mRNA splicing, via spliceosome. Bases 1 to 954 code for a protein of 317 amino acids. Gene Ontology annotation, molecular function: RNA binding.